AUGCAUGUAAGUAAACGGGGGGUGACAACUCUAACAAAGGCUGUUUGGGCAGUCCUAUGAAUAACCUCAUGUCCUCCCGGAAAUUUCGUCGACUCUCCCGAAUUUUUCGGUGGCAUUCCCUACAAAUGUUUAACUUCCCAAAAUUGUUUUAACAAUUAAAAUUAAAAUUUUGAUUAGAGAUUUUUUUUGCAGCUUCUUUUUAAUUAUGUAACUUGUUAACUAUCUAAUCUUAGUUAUUUUUUCGUUUAGAGGGUAUCAUGGUAACACAGAAAGACUGUCAAACUUUUUGCGUAUAUAAAAUCGUGUUUUUUGUUUUUUAAUCACCAAUGAAUCAGGCGAGCAGUGAAGGGGCCAACCACUUGGGGGGUCUGGGGGCAUGCUCCCCCAGAAAAUUUUGAAAUCUUGGUGCUCUGAAACGCCAUUUCUAGUCUUCUGAGAGGACAAAUUCUGUCUAAAAUGUUCUCUAAAUCAAUUGUCCUUUUUAUGCUUAUUUUUAUUGCGUGACUUCGCGUAGAAGUUGUCAAUUUUAUUUUAUACAAGUUGUGCGGUUUUUGAAAUUGCUCUGGAUAUCACUUUCAGCUAAGUACACUCUAUGUGGUGUCGUUGUAUGAGUAUCAUAAGAAUUCAUUUGAAAAUUUCAGAACAACUGUCGAAAUCUGAAAUUUUCCUAUCCCGAACGCAUAUUGAUCGGGAUUCGGGAUUUUCCAGCAAAAUCGGAAGGACCUCAGCCGUUUUCAAGUGUCAAAAUACAUAGAAUACAGCGCAUACACUGGGUGCAUAUCACUGUAUAUAUAUUGUUUGAUAACAUGUAAUAUCAAAUCUUUGCUCAAUGUCCCGAAAAUAUCUCAUAUUUCCCUAAAAAUUUCCCAGGUUUCCCGAUUCCCGGCAAAAUCUCCAGAUUCCCGGAAUAAAUUUGUUUUUCUCCCGAAACAACCCUUGUUAGAGCUGUCACCCCCCGUUAAGUAGGCUUGUACACAGUUGAACCUUUAAGUACGACUACCUCCUACUGUCAGGGGCACCCAACGUCAAUUUUCGGAAAAUAUCUGUUCGGAAGACGAUUUGAGAUCUAGAAUUUUCGGAACAUUUGUUGUAAAAUUUCUUACUUUCCUGCCCCUCCUAGGAUUUUCGAACAUCUAGAGAAUGGUAUAACUGCGCAUUUUUAACGAAGUUUUACCCUGAAAAUGUCACCUGGAAUUUUCGGGAGCCUUUUUUUUUGGCUAAAAUUUUCGAAAAGGUAAGUUUUAAUCCCCAUAAUUUCCGGAUCACUAGACUUUCAGCUAGGAAAUCCGAACAGAUGAAAAAUUUUUAGGGGAUAAAAAUAUGCCUGUAUCUACCGUUUAAAUACUAAAAUACGUUUAACAAUGUUAAAGUGGUUUUGAACUGUAUUCUCGUUGGGUGCCCCGUACUUUAUCAGUGACCACCUAUCAAAGUACCCAGAUUUUCCUAGUCAAAGACCCAUAAUUUAAUGGAAUCUCUCAUAGACGACCGUCUCUUGUAAGCGACAUCAAACCUUUUUUUGUGCUGACGGUUUUAUAAUUUUCCAUUGUUUUUAUUCUUUGGUAAACCACAUGGCCUGAUCUCUUUGUUUGCUGUUUGUACUACCGCUCCUGGCCUCACAGUGUACGAAGAAUGUUCACUGACAGCAUGCAUCUACACAUAUCAGUACUUAGAAUUUGCAUGCAAUAUCCUCUUCCAAAAUGUAGGUGUGUAGGGACCUCUUCUUGGAAGAGACCCCCGGUUGUGGGUCGAUUCUCCUAAGUAACCACCUCCUGUAGGGACCACUAAAUGUUUGCAUUUUGGGUGGUCGCUGUCUGGCGGGGUGGGUGACCUACUGUGGAUAUCGUCAUGAAAGUCCCUACUUUGUUCUUUCUUUUCUUGUUCUUCUUUUUUGCGUAUUGUGUGGCAUUAAAAGUGUAAUGAAAAGCAUAUUUAGCACUAUUUCGGCUGCUGGAUUUAGCCCAGUUUGCGUGAAAAUAAUUGGGCCAUAGUAUGGAGCUGAAACUUUGAUCUAUCGGCGGGGAAACCGUCAAUGCCCAUGCAGCUGCCCAUAACUGCCCGUGCAGAUCCACGUCCCUUCUACCACUUGUAAGAUCAUCAGUUUUAAUGAACAAGGACAAUUUUGUCUGCUAACUUGUGCAAAUAGGGUAACUACAGAGAACAAAAGUUUUUGUUGUUUUCUAUUGGUAGCUCAAAUGGCAGCACAACAUUACAUGGAAGAGGAAAAGCUUUAUUUUCCCAUUUGGAAGUCAGUAAAAUGUCAAAAAGGCCCUUUAGGGCAAAGUGUCUCAAGUAAUUUUAUUGCCGAUGGUAGCUUCAAAAUAUGUUUUUCAGCAAAAUUUCCAGAGGCGAAUGGGCAAAGUAAAGUACCAAGCUUUUUGUGAAAAAUCCAUUUUCCAGCACAAAACAGCGAAACCUGGCCAUUUAAUGUGAAAUCAGGUGAAAAAAAUCGGCAAAAGGCAAUUCGCUCUUGAGCCACCAAUAAAAACACUGUCCGUGCACAUGCACCUACCCUCUACCACUUGUGACGUCAUCAGUUUUAAUGGUCAAGGACAACUUUGUCUGCUAACUUGUGUACAGUGAAGAGAUCUUUCAAACCAUACCAGAAUGAGCAUAAUUCAGUCAAGGACACUGGAGAAAAGGCAAAAAACCUUGUAGCAUUGACCCGAAAUUUUUCAUGAAAAUUCUGUUCCACUAUCCACCUACCUUUCCAUUCUUCUAAUCCUAAGAUACUAAAAGCUUUUCUAAAAACUAUUCCCUCAAAAAUGAAGCCUACUAAAUGCCCAGCAAAAGAAAAAAAAAAUGAGGCAAGAAAAUUGAAAAAAGAGGGGAGGAGAGAAAGCGAAAAGUCUCCCUGUCUCCCUGUGCCAAAAAUUUUGCUUUCCGUGCAUGCCGGAACUUCACAAGCUAAUAUUUUGCAUCUGGAUCAGAAGGCUGUGAAGUGUAUAUAUGACCUGUAAAUGGCUUUAUGGUAAAUUUUAGCUCUUUAUAGCAUGACAGUGACCAGAAAACUGCUCUAGUUCAAAAUGCAUUUUUGGGCAAAAUUUCGAGGGCCAAAUGGUUUAAAGUUCAAUUUUCUUGACCCAAGGGGGUACUUCAGAUUUCAAGUGAUGGAUAUGAUCGCAAGGGGACAAAAAUCAAAACCCAAAACAUUUGCGGGACCAAAAAUUAAUGCCCACCAUGCCAAAUUUCUGAACCUUAAAAAUUCCCAUGAGAAAGAAAAACAAGUUUUAUUGUACAUGUACUUUAUUUGCAGAAAUAUGUGGCUGGCAUACAUGGGCAGUACUACCACGAGUCUUAAAAAAUAUAAUGUCACAAGAGCGUGUUCUAUUGAAAUGACCUGAUAUGGUCAUUUUUUAUUAAAUUAAAUCAAUAGAAAGUGACUGUAUCAGAUCAUUUCCAUAAGAGUUUCUUGUCACUGUGCAGGUGUGGUUAUUGAUAAUUAUUUAUGGGAGACAGAAGAUCAGGGUUACGUAGAAAUUUGAUUGAUGCUAUCGCUGAUCUCUUCUGGCAUGCUCUAUAUUUAUAUCAUAUUUUUAUUAAUCUACUCUACAUGAAUUCCUGGUAUUUUUUUCCACUCUAGAUGUCAUUUUUUGCUUCAAAGAGUGUUUCAGAUCUGUUGUUUAAAGGAUGGACAAUAUCAACAGCUGGAGGUAAGCAGUGCUUUUCAUAGAAUUCACUUUUCCCAAAAAACACAUCUUGAUGCUUGUCUAGCCAUUUUUCUGGCCACUUUGUGGUAAAAAAAUCCAAACUAUCUAUGGCAAAAAUGUUGUUUACAUGAGGUCAAACACUUUGCAGCCUCUGAUCCUGAUGCUAAAUAUCAGCUCCUGAAGUAUGUGCUUGCCUAGAGGGUAAAAUUUGGGGAGAUAGUUUUGGGUUACCGUUUGUUUUUACCCCCUUCUCUUCUUUUGCUUAUCUUUCCUGAUUUCUUUCUUUUUAAUGUAGAGCAUUAGUUUUUAUUACCGGUAGGCUUCAUUAAGCUCAGUGGGAAAAGAUGUUGGGAAAACGUUUAGAUUUGAUUACAGAAUUAAAUGUAGAUGGAAGGCAGUGGAGAUCGAUGGGUGGGGGAAUUUAGGGAAUUUUCAGGUCCACUUUUCAUAGUUUCUUGGAUCGUCCUGUGCCUGUUUUACUAGGUGUGGUUUGAAAGAUCUUUCCCCUCAGCAAAAAUUAGAUGUCAAAGUUGUCCAUGACUGUCAAAACUAUGACAUCACGAGCUACAAGGGACAUGGUUUCACAUGGGUUAUCAUAGACAGUUCAGGAUGAAUUGAUUAAAAUUACCUUACUGGUAAUUAUACUUUCACCAGACAUUUUUUGUUUAAAAUACUGAUAAUGACUUUGAAUACAUAAAGAUAUUUCAAAAUAAUUAUUGUUCAUUAAAGUAGAAGAAAGUUCAUCUUGAAGACAUCAUAAAGAAUUAUUUGUCAUUUAUAAGACCUACAUAACUGUAUAUAUGCUGGUAUAUAAAGUUAAUGGUGCCUUAAUAAGUACACAUUGAUGCCAAGAAAUAUUGUUAUUAACUGUUUGGCUGUGUGCAUAGAAAAAACAGGGCCUUACUUAUGGCGCUUAAGUUAUAUUAUUCAAAAUUAUGCCAGUAAUAAAUAAAAACAUAAUGUUCUAAUUUCAGGAAUGGCUGGAUCCUGCAUUGCAGUAAUUUUAAUAACUAUUCUUUUUGAGACUCUGAAGUCUUACAAGCCUAACCAACAAAAACCACACAAGGAAAACAGUGAAACAACUCCACUGAUUAGACGGCCAAACCAAGACCUCACCAGGUACAAAAUAUGUUACAAGAUGCUAAAAUUUCAUCUUUAUUUUUGAUUAUUCACAUUAAUUUUGUGCUAACAAUAGUUACAAGGGUUUUGUGUCUUUAUUGGUUUGAUUGGGAUAAUUUUUCCCCAAUAGGGGUGGGUUUCUCCUAUCCUUUUUUUGAUUCUGUGAUCCUUCAAGCCUGACUCACAAAUCCAGAUAACACGUUCUUUAACACAUGAUAUAAGGUGGCUAAACACAGUUUUGUGGGCAGUCAAUGGUAACUCUCACGAUGGCACAUGUUUUAAAUUAGACAAACAAACAUGGCAGCGAAAAAAGCAAUGGUACACAGAAGGUGAUUUCUCAAAAUCUACUCAUUAAAAUUUUGUGAUAUUUAGCAGAAUUUUUACUUUUAUCGUAUUUUAAAUAAUGAGAACUUUAAAAUGGAAGUUGAACAGAUGAAAUUUUGUGACACAUUUAAUAAUUACAGUACAAUUAUAUUAUUGAUUAUCUAAAAACCUGUCUGUUAAAAUUUGGUCAAAUAAGUUCUAGAUGGUAAUGAUUACUUAUAGUAAGCUGUGUGAAAGUUUAUAGGAAAAUCUAAUGAGCAAAUUUUACAUAAACUGAACAAAAGUAAAAUUUUAAGGUUGUAUUCAAUCAUUCAUGUUGCCAUGGGAACUGCAAAAACGUCGCAUUUUACCUGUCAAUCAAAAUCUCUCAUCAGUAUAUUUUUCUCUUGCCAAAUUUUAGCUUGUGGGCUGCAACCUUUCUCUUGCCAUGAUUUGGCAAAUGACAUAUACUCACAAACUGCCAAAACUGUGUUCAGCCACCUUAAUAAUGGAAAUUAUUCAGUUCAAUCUCCUCCCAAAAUUUUCCACUUCAUGUUGACUUUAGGUCCUUUAACUGCAUCACAAAACACUAGCUUUGGAAAUGCUCAAAAGUUUUUGGAACACCCCUGUUUUGACAACAUUCAAACAUUCAUACAUUUUGACAACAUUUGUAAGUCUUCAGGAAAAUCAUCGGAAAUCUUCGGAAGUUACUGGGAUGUUUCUAGAAAAUAUAUGCCUGUCAAGACAAGACAAAAAAUCUCACAUAUUUGACCGAAAAUGUUGGUAUGUGUAAAUGAGUGAGCUAGUGAGGGCCAGCCCGCUGAGGCCUUUUCUUUAGGUGGGUGACACUCAACAGUGAACAGACUGACUUUGGGUUUUGGGUUUUGAAAAAUAAAUUCAUGCUACUAAUGAAUUCUCUCUUUUCUUAGUGCAUUUCAAGCCAUUUCUCACCUCAAGACGACCCUUCUGUUCAUAGCUCAGUUAAUUAUUGGAUAUUUUUUGAUGCUGGUAGCUAUGACGUAUAAUGUUUGGUUGUUCCUGGCUGUUGUUGGUGGUUGCGGCAUUGGCUAUUUUUUGGUACACCCAUACAUGGAGUAUUAUCUUGGACAACGCAGUGAACGCUCACAUCCAAUUUAUUAUAUCAACAGAGACUUCACUGUAUAUUCAAGUGCCAGUACUUUGUAA
This is a messenger RNA of Porites evermanni, 6254 nucleotides long. The record is from the annotation of a GenBank genome assembly. Lineage: Eukaryota; Metazoa; Cnidaria; Anthozoa; Scleractinia; Poritidae.